This is a messenger RNA of Blumeria graminis f. sp. triticale, 1098 nucleotides long. NCBI's taxonomy places the organism in Eukaryota, Fungi, Ascomycota, Leotiomycetes, Helotiales, Erysiphaceae. The record is from the annotation of a GenBank genome assembly.
AUGCAUGGCGCAGAGUCCGCGACUCGUGAAGGAAUACAGGCCAGGCUGGCCGAGCUUUUUACCCGACAUCAAUCCAUAGGACUAGCAAAUUUGUCCAAUCUCUUGUUUCCGGAGGUGGUACAAGUCUUUGCGGCUCUCUUCAUUAUAAACUCAAAGACAAUGAACCUGACAAUUAUUUUAAUAUGUUUGGCAGCAUCCGCCCUCGCUGCCGUCCAAGAAGUAACCUUGACUGAUGCAAAUGGAAUUAAGAGUAUACCUCCAUAUCUUGAUUCAGAUCUUCAAAGCCGGUGGUUUGAUUUUGGUGGGAAUACAGUAAUACGUGCCGACCGAUAUAUACGUCUCACAUCUGAUCGGCCCUCACAAGAAGGAUGGAUAUUCUCGCGUGUUCCUUUGACAGCCACAAAUUGGGAAGUAGAAAUUGAAUUUAGAAUCUCAGGUGCAGGUAACCUUCACGGAGAUGGUUUCGCCAUGUGGCUCACCAAACAGCGUGCCACCCCAGGGCCAGUAUUUGGUAGCACCGAUAAAUUUGAGGGAAUUGGCAUCUUUUUUGAUACAUAUAAAAAUAACCGUCCUGGAACAAUAUUCCCUUAUGUCAUGGCCAUGAUUGGGGAUGGUGUAAAAUCCUACGACAAAUCCAACGAUGGAAAAGCUAACGAAUUCAUGGGCUGCUCGGCAAAAGGAAUCAGAGAUGCGCUUAUACCCACCAAAGCACGCCUGGUUUAUUUUCAGGAUAAAAGCUUACGAUUAGACUUGCAGUAUAAGGUCGAAGGUCAGUGGGACCUCUGUUUUGAGACAUUGGAUCCACCUGCAAUUCCCUCGGUUGCUUAUCUCGGUUUCAGUGCCGAGACUGGUGAGUUGAGUGACAACCAUGACCUAAUUGCUGUUUCUACCAAGAAUCUCUAUGAUACCAAGACCCGAGACCAAACAUCAGGAAAACAGAGUGGUGGAUUGGGGGAGAAAACCAGUAGCAUACCCCAAGAAAAGAAGGGCUGGGGAGGCUUCUUGCUCAAAAUAAUGCUGUUCUGUAUUAUCAUAGCUGGUGCCUACGUUGGAAUCACUGCUUGGCGAACUAAUCAGAGGCGGAGUCAUAGAUUCUGA